Molecule: messenger RNA, 1461 nt
Organism: Trametes versicolor FP-101664 SS1
Lineage: Eukaryota; Fungi; Basidiomycota; Agaricomycetes; Polyporales; Polyporaceae
Product: glycoside hydrolase
Exons: 8
Coding region: 1-1257 (418 amino acids)
Biological process (GO): carbohydrate metabolic process
Cellular component (GO): extracellular region
Molecular function (GO): chitinase activity
Source: RefSeq, a predicted model, not a curated record
AUGACCUUCACUAUGCGCGGCGUGCUUUCCCUCGCCUGCCUCAUCCUCUCUCUCGGCCUGGUGGAGCGUGUCGCGUCCUUCGACCUCACCAGGAACGACAAUCUUGCUGUCUAUUGGGGCCAGGACUCCUCCGGUAACCAGAAGAGUCUCGCCUCCUACUGCCAGGACAGCACUAUAGACGUCUUCCCGAUCGCCUUCCUGUACAUCUUCCGCGGCACGGGCGGCGAGCCGGUCAUCGACUUCGCGAACACCUGCAACCAAUGGGACCAAGGCACCUUCUCCGGCACGGACCUCGCGAACUGCACGAGCAUGGCGAAGGACAUUAAGACGUGCCAGGCCGCGGGCAAGCUCGUCACGCUCUCGCUCGGCGGCGCGACCGGUCAGGUCGGCUUCUCCUCCGACUCGCAGGCGCAGAGCUUUGCGGACCAAGUGUGGAACCUUUUCCUCGGUGGCUCGAGCAGCAUCCGCCCCUUCGGCGACGCGGUCCUCGACGGAGUCGACCUUGACAUUGAGAGCGGCACCCCUGCACACUACGCCGCGUUCGUAAACCGCAUCCGCUCUAACGCAGGCGAGACGACUCUCAACGCCACCUCGUUCGCGCUCAACGUUACCGCGCACGCGAAUGCCACCCUGCAUGCGAACACCACACACGGACACGCCAACGCCACGACCACCCACGCCGACAAGGCUAAGAACACCACAACUGUUAUUGAUGUCACGAACAAGAACAAAUAUUAUUAUAUCACUGCGGCCCCGCAAUGUCCGUACCCUGACGCAUACAUCGGCGCCGCGCUAAACGAUGCGCCCUUUGAUGCCGUCUACGUCCAGUUCUACAACAACUACUGCGGGCUCGACCAGCCCUCGGACUACAACCUCGCGACGUGGGACACGUGGGCGAAGACGAAGUCCGCGAACAAGAAGGUGAAAGUGUACAUCGGCGCGCCCGGCUCGGCGGACUCCGCGGGCGAGGGCUACGUCGACGUCGGCACGCUCGCGGACUACGUCGCGGACGCGCAGGCGAAGUACUCCUCCUUCGGCGGCGUCAUGCUCUGGGACGCGUCGACUGCACAUGACAACGCGCGCUUCGACCUCGGCAUCAAGAACGCGAUGACGGCGUCCGCGCUGAAGCUCACGCCCGAGCAGCUGCCGCGCUCGAACACGACGACCGCCGCGGCGCCCGCGAAGUCCAGCCAGGCUAGCGGCCGCAAAGCCACACCCGGCAAGCCCCGCGCGUACUCGCGCUUCUUCCGGCUCUGAUUCUGGCGCGACUUUGCGUUCUUUCUUUCUUUCUCAUCUCAUCGGGCGGUGCAUUGACUGCACCAGGGCGCCUCGGCCAUGGUAUGACGCGAGGCAGGUAUUUAUCUCGCUAGACGAGCUGGCGGAGAGUGCUUGGAGAGCACUUAGAGUGUAUUAGUACGGGCUCGGGUGAUUGUAUCACUUACAACUGGAACGCAAUGAAUC